AAUUGAAUGUUUUAAUUCUAUGGUACUCAAUGACCAGCAACAACAAAUAACAAAGCAGACACAAACUUCAAAUAAGGUUUAAGUAAAUACAGAACAGCUGGUACAGUAUCUAGACAGACAAUGAAAAUAGUAAAUGUAUGUGGAUGCUUUUGAAAUAUAAAAAUGAUGUUGCAAAUUUCACACUUAACCUCUAAAUUCAGUUGAAACGAAAAAAGCGAUUAAAAAAAAUCGAUAAAAAACACACAAUGGAUAGCGUGUUUGAACGGCAAAUAACUGAUUUUGGCUGUGGACUUUUUAGCAGCAACACAAAAUAGCAAUUAUCAGGUGAACUGUGACCUUCAGGUCAAACCCCAAUGCUCGCUCCGGUAUCACGCGCAAAGUUUCAAGAACGAUUACAAGUCCUUCUGUGUUCGUGGUAAGCAGUAGUAAAAGAAAAUCAAAAAGAAAAUGUGGAGCGACAAGAUUACUCGAUUUGUAAUUAUUUUGUGGGGGGAGCAUAAAUCCAGUGGCCAACUGCAAGGCAAUAAAAAGUUAAUAAUUGACCGGGUUGAGAAAGAGUUCAAUUUACAGCACUCCAACUGACAAACAAGCUCAAAAACUUGCAAAGGAGUUUUACGCAAGCUAAAGACCACAACAGUAAGUCAGGAAGGGAACGAAUAACGUGCCCCCUCUACGAUUUGUUGGACAAAAUUCUGGGUGAUUGGGCCUUGCACGCUCCCCCUUACAUCAUGGAAGGAGGGAGACAGUUUGCUCAGGAAGAAGAAGAAGAAGUCAAUAGCAACAGCAGUAACAACACUGACACCGACAGUCAAGAAAAUGUUGCCAUGAAUGAGGAGGCUAAUGCAAGUGAUGAAGAGAGGGACGAGGAAGAGACUGUUGAAGGUGGAGAACUCGCAGAGGAAACGGAAGAUCGACGUGCACAGCUAGCUGUUGAAGAGCCACCUAGAAAGCGGACAAAGAAGACAAAGCUAGAAGAGUCAAUUAACGUUCUUGCAAGUAUGAUGGCAAAACAGGACCAGGAACUGGAAGAGCGCUUCCACCGUCACGCUGCGUCACGUGCAAGGGAACAACGAGAUUGGAUGCACGAAAUGCUUCAAGCUAAUGAAAGGAGCCGAAGGGAGGAACGCGAAAUGAUGAUGCAUUUAUUCCAACAAGUUAUGCAACAAAAUCAGCCACAUACCAAUCAACAGCAUUCACAAACAUUUGCGCACGUACAUCAUCGCAUCAAUCUCACUUUCAAUAUCCUGUUGCAUCUUCAUACUCGCCAAAUGUUACUCCUCAUCUGCUUCAUACCAGAAAUAUUCAACUCCAACACACAUUUCUACACCAUCACGUUCAUCAUCACAACCAAGACCUCCCUCCACACACUUUCGUUCAGCAUUGCGACCAACACCUCGCCCAACACCUCGUUCAACACCGUCUGAUCACAAGAUAUUAAUCUACCAACUGAUUUACAAGCACCAACCUAUUCCUCAUUGUGAAAAUCUCAUCCAACAACUAUUUAACAGCUAGUACAGUAUUUAAACAUGGGGAAAAUCAUGAAAUAAAACAAACCAAAAAAUAUACAGAAGAUGUACAGAAUAUAUUUUUAUUUUUAACAUGUAUGCUUCUUUUUACAGUUAAGUAUUAACAUUGUUAGUAAGGCGAGACUUUUUUAUCUACCUUGUUUCGCUAACUUAUUUUUUUAAAGAUCAUUAAGCGAUUGCAGAAUAAAAAUAUAAUUUAGUUUUUUUUUUAUAUAUAGAAAAUCCAGACGGAGAAAAUAAAAAUAAAAUUUUAUUGGUAAAUUUAAACAGUGUAGUAAUGGGGAUGGUUAAUUGCUUUAAAUUUACAUAAUUUGGAAGAAAUAUACAUAUCUUAUAUUUGGAGAUUUCAGGGCAGCAGUGGGUGUAAGAAAAAUAAAGACAUACAUUUUUUUUUAUCUGAAAUUUAUAUUUUUUGUGGUGGUUUUUUUCGCCAAGAAUAAAAUUGUAUUUUCAUUUUCAAGCAUCAUUAUUGGUAGGCGGCGGAUUUGCUGAACAAGGUAUAAAAAAAAGUCUCGCCGAAUAUAAUUAUAAAUUAUUUUUAAAAAGUCAAAACAAACCAAGAGAUAUGUAAAAAAGUAAAAUGCAAUAUAUAUACAUAUAUAUCUCUUUCAACAUGAACCUUGACAAUCAUAAUUUACGGAUGCGGUUAGUUGAAUAAACCUUGAAAAAAUAUGAAAAUGUUUUAAUUACAUAUGUCAGUAUUUUAAGCUACUUAAUAACUUUUAUACAGCUAAAACUUGUCUAAGUUUUACAUGCUAAACUGUUUUCAAAUGAUCAACAAUCUGUAAGUCAAAUUUUAUCUAAGUCUUUUUGGAUUCAACUUGGGCAAGUUCAACUGUACAGCCAUGUUUUAAUUUGUUUCUAAAUCUAUGUUAAAAAGUAUGUAAAUCAUUAUAAAACAUGUUUUUAAUAAAAUAUUUGUUUUGUUAUAUUAUUGUUCUAAAAUUAUUUACAUUACCUGUUGAGAUAUUUACAUUAGGAAAAAACCCUUUAGAUGGAGAAAUGUUCUUUGUUAUACUUCAUAAGCUUAAGUUAUAUUGGAGUCUGUACUACUACUUAUUUGUUUAAUUAAUAUCUGUAACCAAUAAUAACAGCAUGCUUAAUGGUUAUACUUCAUUAGCUUAAGUUAUAUUUUAGUCUGUACUAAUAAUUAUUUGUUUAAUUAAUGUCUGUAAACCAUAACGCAUGCUUAUAUUUUUAAUAAUUUAUGUAAGUAACCAAUAAUAAUAGCAUGCUUAUAUUUUUUCAUUCCUUUUAUAUUUUCACAUCUCCUGAACUAAAAAAUAUGCAAUACUGGAAAGCAAUUGGUUACCAUAUAAAAAAGAUAUGCAAUACUGUAUAUAAAAAGGAACACAUUUAUUGGAAAUAUAUACUGUUGUUGAUAAAAAAUAAAAAUUACUUAAAGGAAAGUAGCUACCCUAGUCUAAUAUUUCA
Anneissia japonica is the source of this 2960-nucleotide messenger RNA. RefSeq names its product RNA polymerase II degradation factor 1-like. The record is from RefSeq and is a predicted model, not a curated record. The transcript has 3 exons. Bases 729 to 1424 code for a protein of 231 amino acids. Lineage: Eukaryota; Metazoa; Echinodermata; Crinoidea; Comatulida; Comatulidae.